GGGUCUGGUGUGAGCAUGAGUGUAGAAGAUGGGGGUGUGGCAGGCCUGGGCCGUCCUAGGCAGGCCCGCUGGACCCUGAUGCUACUCCUGUCCACUGCCAUGUAUGGUGCCCAUGCCCCAUUGUUGGCACUGUGCCACGUGAAUGGCCGAGUGCCCUUCCGACCCUCCUCAGCCGUGCUGCUGACUGAGCUGACCAAGCUGCUGUUGUGCGCCUUCUCCCUCCUGGUGGGCUGGCAGGUGUGGCCCCAGGGGGCUCCACCCUGGCGCCAGGCUGCCCCCUUUGCACUGUCCGCCUUGCUCUAUGGCGCUAACAAUAACCUGGUGAUCUAUCUUCAACGUUACAUGGACCCCAGCACCUACCAGGUGCUGAGCAAUCUCAAGAUUGGAAGCACGGCCCUGUUCUACUGCCUCUGCCUCCGGCACCGCCUCUCCGCACGCCAGGGCCUAGCACUGCUGCUGCUGAUGGCAGCGGGGGCCUGCUACGCAGCCGGUGGCCUCCAGGACCCUGGGAACACCCUUCCUGGGUCCCUUCCAGCAGCUGCGGCUGGCCCCGUGCCCCUGCACAUCACUCCACGGGGACUGCUGCUCCUCGUCCUGUACUGCCUCAUCUCAGGCUUGUCGUCUGUGUACACAGAGCUGUUGUUGAAGCGACAGCGGCUGCCCCUGGCCCUUCAGAACCUCUUCCUCUACACGUUCGGUGUGCUCCUGAACCUAGGUCUGCAUGCAGGGGGCGGCCCUGGCCCGGGCCUCCUGGAGGGCUUCUCGGGAUGGGCGGCGCUCGUGGUGCUGAGCCAGGCGCUGAAUGGACUGCUCAUGUCGGCUGUCAUGAAGCACGGCAGCAGCAUCACACGCCUCUUUGUGGUGUCCUGCUCACUGGUGGUCAACGCUGUGCUCUCGGCCGCCCUGCUGCGGCUGCAGCUCACAGCCGCCUUCUUCCUGGCCACACUGCUUAUUGGCCUGGCGGUGCGCCUGUACUAUGGCGGCCACUAGCUCUUGACCACCUCCACCCUGACUCCCGACCCUGGAGAUGGGGCGUUGCCAUAGAGCUGCCUCCUGGCCCCCCUUCCCCUCAGCAGCCCUGUAACAAGUGCCUUGUGAGAAAAGCUGGGGAGGCGAGAGUGGCCAGGUGGGUGGAUGAAGGUACGCCCCUGAGAGACCUGUAGAGUGGCUUUGAUUAAGAAAACUGGAAACCUUCAAACACCCCCUCCCACCCCAGUUCUUCCUAAGGAAUUAAGGGAGCAUCAAUACCUAGGCCUGAGAAAUGACCAUUCCUGAUGGGGAAGGUUCCCUGCCUCGUCCUGCAUGAGUGCAGUUGCUUAAAGUGGGCCGUGGAUGACAGUUGGUUUUCCUUGCCUUCUGUGGCCACCCCAGCAGACCCACAGCCCCAAGACCUGGUGCUGGCUGCCCAGCCCGGCUGUGGUACGUGAUCCCCCAUAAAGGACACUCGCCCCCAACUGGCUUGCGGGAAAGCGCAAUUGCCACAGGUUCCACGCCCAUAGGCUCGGCCAUUCCUCCGAGCUCCUCUGGCUCCAGCAGCAUCUGGAGACGGUGCCCCCUGCUUCCUCCACAGUGCUGCUCUCCACACCCAGCCUUUGUUCUAGAAACCCCAGAGGGGCUGGGGCUUAACUCAUCUCAGGAAAUGUCCCUGGGCCCUGGCUUAAGCCUAUACUCCUGACCUCUCUACUCAUCCAAAGACCCUCUUGAAGCCCAUUGCCCUGCCCCCUGUAUAGCUCCUAGGAGUUACCAUUCUUCCCACUCUAGGUCCUGCUCCUGCCUAGUAAUGUCCCAGCUCCCAACAGCCAUGGAAGUUCUAUGCAGGGUGACCUGGGACCAGGCACAAGGAAACUUGUAUAGCUCAAUCAGUGUCUAACUGCAUCAGUAAUAGGUCUUAAUAAAGCUUUCUGGAGUGCAGGCAAUUCCUACAAUCAGCCAUGACCUGUGUCCUGCGUCUUCUGUGUUGCAUAGCUCCUCUCAAACAAUUGUAUUCCUGACACCCUUAGUACUUUAACUAAGUACUAAGGGGAAAGGCUGUUCUCUUGAAGUUUUCUUGAAGCACAAAACUUGGGUGUUGGGGAAUUUGGAGGCCGCUUGGGAGUAGAAGGCACUAGGCC
This is a messenger RNA of Pteronotus mesoamericanus, 2111 nucleotides long. RefSeq names its product solute carrier family 35 member A4 (gene SLC35A4). Gene Ontology annotation, biological process: pyrimidine nucleotide-sugar transmembrane transport. NCBI's taxonomy places the organism in Eukaryota, Metazoa, Chordata, Mammalia, Chiroptera, Mormoopidae. Gene Ontology annotation, cellular component: Golgi membrane. Gene Ontology annotation, molecular function: pyrimidine nucleotide-sugar transmembrane transporter activity. The record is from RefSeq and is a predicted model, not a curated record. The transcript has a single exon. The coding region runs from base 16 to 990 and encodes 324 amino acids.